AUGAUUGGCAAGUACGUUCCACCUGGUAGGCGUCAGCCAUCCCACAAAGACUCUCGCAAAUCGGAAGAAAACAGAGACCUCUACUCGGCCCAAGAGAUCAAGGACCACUUCGACCCCGCACCACCCAAUGGCAGCGAGACCCCUCAUCGAGCGUCCAAUGUCAGCGGAAGCUUGCAGGAUUCCGCAGCAACUCCCGGAAAGUUAGCAUGGGUCUGCCUUUUCAAUGACAGCAACGGUCCCGCCAACCCUCGCUGGGACAGUGACAAGAUCAUCUUCUGCAAGAGGAGUCUGCGUCUCUUGCCAGGCUAUGUGGAGUCUAGGAAGGCCUCAGACACAGGAGCAAAUGAGACGACAGAUACAGUACAAACAACAAAGAACGCAGAUUCAGAAACGACAGAGUCAGCGGAGCCAGUACCGACAGCAGAAAUUGUAGAGAAGACAGAGACAGCAAAACCAGUGGCUUCACUCCCAGAAGCAGAAAGCCACCAAUACCAGCCAGAUCAGGUCCCUAUUGCAAUCUUCAAACAGAUCCCUCGCACUGGCAAAUCUGAUCGCGUCUUCAGCUUCAUUGGCUAUCACACGAUCUCGCACCUCGAAUUUCUCGAGCCGCGCAGUGAUGCACUCGUCCGCAUGCUCGAUCAGAAAUGGUCCUACAUAGACAAAUAUGGUCAAGUCCAGCAAAAGGAGCGCACCAUAGAAUCCUGGAACGAGGCACUGUGUAAGAAAUGGGCUGUUGUGAAGUUCAAAGAGUUGGAUGAGACGAAGUUCCCGCCGCCGCGCAUCGAGAGACUGCCAGAUCCGGAGCCCAAGAGAGCAUCCAAAAAGAGUGUCAAUGAGAUGUUGGCGGAGCUGAGGAUGAGCGGCGAGGCCAAGAAAGAGGCUGAAGAGGAGGGAACAUGA
Molecule: messenger RNA, 900 nt
Organism: Cercospora beticola
Lineage: Eukaryota; Fungi; Ascomycota; Dothideomycetes; Mycosphaerellales; Mycosphaerellaceae
Source: RefSeq, a predicted model, not a curated record